Cryptomeria japonica (Japanese cedar) is the source of this 2167-nucleotide messenger RNA. Its product is annotated as sphingoid long-chain bases kinase 2, mitochondrial. Gene Ontology annotation, biological process: phosphorylation; protein insertion into mitochondrial inner membrane; phospholipid biosynthetic process. The record is from RefSeq and is a predicted model, not a curated record. Gene Ontology annotation, cellular component: TIM22 mitochondrial import inner membrane insertion complex. Gene Ontology annotation, molecular function: ATP binding; kinase activity. Bases 331 to 1410 code for a protein of 359 amino acids. Lineage: Eukaryota; Viridiplantae; Streptophyta; Pinopsida; Cupressales; Cupressaceae. The transcript has 12 exons.
UACAAAAGAGAGGCAGGAUUUCUAGAUUCUUGUCGCGCAUUGGAUGUAACACACGCUUCUUCUAUACGUGUCCCUGGCUAUUGGAUUUUACCAAGGCACGAAACAAAAUUCGACAAUAAUUAAUAAUUUAGAGAAAUAAAUUAAUUCAAAUGGAGUCCGAUUAUGCUCAGAAGUGAACAGGACAAACCAAAGCUCCAAGCAGAAGCCGGAGACACCCGUUACCUGCAUUUUCGCAGGUGUCUUGGAAAAAAGGAAAGAACGCAACUCUAUUUAUUGAAACAUUAUUGUUUGUGUUAAGUGAGUAGAGGGCAGUAGAUCGGAGGUUCGAGUAUGAGGACGAUAUCAAGUGGGAUGACAAUCUGUAGCAGUGUAGAGAUCGGGGCGGCCAUUCCUCGCAGCAAAUCCGUCACCAAGCGUGAUUACGUUUUCAUCGUCAAUCCCAACGGUGCAAAUGGGCGUACUGGGAGGGACUGGAAAAAAAUAUUCCCCAAGCUAAACGCCCGACUUAGUAAAGACUGGAAUGUGUGCGAAUCGCUAACUACAGGUCCUUUUCAUGCAGUAGAUAUUGCUAGAGAGGCCAUAAAGGGAGGAGCAGCUGCUGUGAUAGCUGUUGGAGGUGAUGGCACCCUUCAUGAGGUUGUUAAUGGUUUCUUUGAAUCUGGAAAGCCUGUUAAUGCUGAGGAUGUAGGGGCUACAAAUAUGACAGCUCUUGGGCUAAUUCCUUUGGGGACUGGCUCAGAUUUUGCAAGAACAUUUGGCUGGAAGAAUGAUCCACAUGAGGCCAUUGAACGCAUAGCUAAAGGGCAGAAACAGAGGAUUGAUGUUGGUGUCAUGGUUGGCAAGGAUGAUGAGUUGCACUAUUUUUUGAAUGUUGCAGAUGUUCACUUAAGUGCAAAGGCUGGGUUCUAUGCUUCCAAGUACAAGAGAUUUGGAAAACUAUGCUAUGUUAUUGGUACCUUACAGGCAUUUCUUACCCAUUGCAAUCAGGACAUGAAGAUCAAGGUCAACUACAUUAGCAUCACAAUAGAGUUUUUUUUCCUUAUAGACAAAGAAGAUUGGAUAUAUCUUCCUGAAGUUACAGCUCUCUGUAUAGGAAAUGCAAAAUACUUUGGUGGUGGAAUGAAGAUUACUCCAACUGCAGAUCCAUGGAGUGGGAAGCUUGAGGUUGUGGUUCUUCAAGAUUUCAAAUGGUAUGACUUUAUCUGGAAACUUCAGAAGCUCUACAAGGGAACACAUUUAUCAGAGAGAAAUGUCUCUAGAAUAAGUGUCAGUUCCAUUGAAGUGGAAGAGCUAAUCGAGCAUGCAAAUAAUACAACAGAUAGCAUCUACGUUCAAGCUGACGGUGAACACCAGGGGUUCCUCCCAAGAAAAUUUUCCAUUUUACCUGGUGCCAUUGACUUUUUAAUAUGAAAUUGUUAAGCCAGAUGAACAUUGUGCAUUUGAUGUCUUGCCUCUACAAUUUUCAGCUUCACAGCUGCUUGAGGCUACCCAAAUCGGUCACAAUGCCAAAUACAAACAUGUUGGAAUUCUAGCAUUCUCUUCAACAAGCAAUAAAUUGUCACCAGUGCAUGCAGUGGUUUGAUCAUGGAUUUUCUUAAAGAUGUUAAAAGGGCUAAACCAAUGCAGUGUUAUAUUUGGGUUUUGACAAGCAGUCAAAUUUUUGGAGUAGAAGAAAAAAAAAAUAACUAGAAAGAAAUUGGAGCUACUCUAGUAUAAAUUUUGUAAUCUAUCAAAUCUGUGUUGGAAAUUCCUAUGGUUUACAGAAGGAUUGCAGUAAAAAAAAAUUUCACACCUCCACUUGAUAGUGUAUUGUAUUGGAUUUCUGCCACAAAAGCAUUGAGAGGUUUGCUUAAUAAUACAUAAUCAAGCUUGAUUUUGUGGAUUAUCUGUUUUGAGUGAAGAAAACAUCCUCUUGAUUUUAUACACCUUUUACGGAAGUUCAUUUUAUCAAAGGAUCUUUAAAAACAUUUGAGAUGAAAUAGACAAACUGAACGUCCUUUAGGCCAAAUUGAUCUACAGGACCUCAUUUGUUGAAAAGAUUGUUUCGAUGGGUGUGUAGUUUCAUGAUAAAUUUUCCUAGCUUUGUUCCUCUGUUUUGAUUUAAGAUCGCACAUUGUAGGUUGACUUGAAAUAAUUUCGAACUAAUAUAUCAAGUAAGUUACAUGGA